Molecule: messenger RNA, 3537 nt
Organism: Rhea pennata
Lineage: Eukaryota; Metazoa; Chordata; Aves; Rheiformes; Rheidae
Gene: SCARB1
Product: scavenger receptor class B member 1
Exons: 12
Coding region: 33-1547 (504 amino acids)
Biological process (GO): cholesterol efflux; plasma lipoprotein particle clearance; cholesterol import
Cellular component (GO): cytoplasm; caveola
Molecular function (GO): scavenger receptor activity; lipid binding; low-density lipoprotein particle binding
Source: RefSeq, a predicted model, not a curated record
CGCAGGGCUGCGCGCUCCGCUCGGCCUCGGCCAUGGCCGCGGCCCGGUGCCGAGUGUCGGUGGGGCUGGGGCUGGCUGGGGCGGUCCUCGCCGCCCUCGGCAUCUGCCUGCUCGUCGCCGGGCCCGUCAUCAUCAAGGAGCAGGUCGUCAAGAAUGUGAGGAUCGACCCCAGCAGCAUUGCCUUCGGCAUGUGGAAAGACAUUCCCGUUCCUUUUUACCUCUCGGUGCACUUCUUCGAAGUGAUGAAUCCCCAGGAGGUCCUGCAGGGAGCGAAGCCAGUCGUGAAUCAACGUGGGCCCUAUGUUUACAGAGAGUUCAGGUAUAAAACGAACAUCACAUUCCACAACAAUGACACCGUUUCCUUCCUCGAGUACCGGAAGCUCUUCUUCCAGCCGGAGCUGUCCAUGGGCAGGGAGGACGACUACAUCGUCGUGCCGAACAUCCUGCUCAUGGGGGCAGCUGUAAUGAUGGAAAAGCUGCCAAACUUUGUGAAGCUCUUACUGAGCGGAGCCCUGGCUGGCCUGAAACAGGAGGCGUUCAUGAACCGGACAGUAGGAGAGCUCAUGUGGGGAUACCAAGACCCUCUUAUAGAAACACUAAAUAUGCUUGUGCCUGGCUUGAUCCCUUUCAAGGGAAAAUUUGGCUUAUUUGUCGAAUUUAACAACUCCAAUUCAGGACUGUUCACAGUGUAUACAGGCAUGAAGGACAUCAGCAGAGUUCACAUGGUGGAUUCAUGGAAUGGAUUAAGAAAAGUGAAUUACUGGCAGACCAAUGAAUGCAACAUGAUCAACGGGACCUCGGGGGAGAUGUGGCCACCAUUCAUGAGCCCGACAUCACUGGAGUUCUACAGUCCCGAUGCCUGCAGGUCUAUGAAGCUGGUGUAUGAGCAGUCUGGGGAGUUUGAAGGUGUGCCCACCUAUCGCUUUGUGGCACCGAAGACUCUCUUUGCCAACGGCACGGACUACCCACCCAACGAAGGCUUCUGCCCUUGCCUACAGUCUGGUAUCCAGAACAUCAGUUCCUGCAGGCUCAAUGCACCCCUGUUCCUUUCCCACCCACACUUCUACAAUGCUGACCCCUUCCUGGUGAACGCUGUUGAUGGCCUGCACCCCAACAAGGAGCAGCACGCGCUCUUCCUCGACGUGCACCCAGUGACGGGCAUCCCGAUGAAUUGCUCCAUCAAGCUGCAGCUGAACCUGUACAUAAAGCAGGUGGCGGGUAUAAUACAAACAGGGAAGAUUAAGCCGGUGGUCCUGCCGCUGCUGUGGUUCGCAGAGAGUGGAUCCAUCGAAGGCUCAGUCCUAAAGCAGUUUUACACCAGCCUGGUGCUGAUCCCGUCCGUGAUGGACUAUCUGCAGUACAUCUUCCUUGGGCUGAGUAUCCCUCUCAUUAUCACAGCAGCUUUACUCAUGGCAACGAGUAAGAGAACCACCGACGAGAAGAGCCUGCGUGAGCCUGACACGCAGAGCAACCCCGCUCCGUUCUCUGAGACAACGCCGCUCCUGCAAGACACUAGUACGCUGAACCAGGACGAUGCCGAAGCCUGAGGUGCCGGCCCUUGUGUGCUCUCCACCAGGGAACACUCGUGUGCUCAGGGAGAAGACUUGCUUUGGAUCCAGAGAGCACCCUGGAAGGUAAAGCCAUCCUGAGCAACACUGCUAGGAACUCUGCAUGUCACUGCAAAGCCACCAGGCAGUGGCACCAAAACUUGCUGCACCAGGGCCCAGGUGGGGUGGAGGUUAGCUCCUUCCGGCACCUGCAGCAGGAUUCAAGAACACUUGUCUGAACGGCGCUGGUAUUUCCCAUAGCAUCUCUAUACUGGUUGGCAGGCAUCGAUGAAGAGAGUCACUGGCUGAUCUGAGGAGUUAUUUUGCUACUUAAAACUGCCUGUUGCCAGGAGUAAAAGGCACUCUAGCAAGAGCCUUUAGAUUCGUGCAUAAAGCAAUGAUGGGAUUUAGUGAUCUUUCUAAAUGCUGCCAUUUUACAUCCCCUGAGAACGGACCCUGAAGUUUUAUUGACACAUCCUGGGACUGGACUACCCUGCAGGUCAGUUCUGGGUGCCAUCACUUCAGUGAUGACUUUGUUAGAGGUCUUCAAGGGUACUUGGAACCUGCCCUGGACUGCUCCUGCCUCUGUGUGUAUUGAAUAGUGCAGUGCUGAUUUAAAAGCCCCUAAUCUGUGCCAGGAUCUUGAGGUCCAGUGAUUCCAGUCCAAAGCCCCUUUACUUAACCUGCUGGCUCUCUCCUCCCUUUAGAUUUAGAUGACUGAGUGAGAUAAACCUUGCCAAAAAAGCUUGGCUUUGGUACAUCUGAUCUGUCACUUAGCUUCCAGCAGACGAGUUGUCUCUACUGCCGGGUCACCCGUGCAGGGUCAUGUAUCGUAGGUGCUGUAAGGUGCUCGUGUCACUCUGCCUGGGCUGCCAGCCUGCAGGAGGGGGUCAGCUUCUGCCCAUUCCCUCCUUUGAGCAAUAACAAUGACAUUUGUGCUUUUGAGGUGGUGGAAGCCAUGUGCAGUCAUGAUGGUAAUGAUAGCCUUAGUAGGAUCUGCCAGAAGUAGUGUAGACCUCUAAAAUGAGGUCUUGUUGGGUCUGGGGCUGGAAGCUGACUGAGAGGGCUGGGCUGAGGUCACUCUAAUGGGGAAGAAGCCCUUAAACCCAGGGAUAUUUCAGGGUUAAUUAUCAGUCAGUAGUUGUCUUCCGCACCUGCUUUCCCAGCUUGCACUAUGGGAGACUGAGCAACAUUUUGAGAGGCUGAAAGGACCAAUGCUGGUGCCUUUGGAAGGGUGAAAUGCAGAGUAGGGAAACUUGUCUCUGCACCAGAGUGCUUCCAGCCCUGCUUGUAGCAUGGGUACUGCGGUGAUCUGGAAACCACUGCUUGUGACCUUCCAGGGGGGCUAAGCAAUGUCUUCUCUUUCAUGCCACCAGGUCUCUUACUAGGCAGGAAGAGAACAGGAGAUAAAACCACCUUCAGCAGCUCACAGGCUAGUGCAUUCCUUGCUGGCUGCGUCCCCAGCUGUGUAGCUGGGGUUCAGGCUGUCUUAUCACUGAAGUAGCCUAGAUAGCACAGACAACGAAGGGGGAAGCUAGGAGCUGCCAAGCACUUGGUCCAUAGACAGAAGUUGGUUAGUUCAGGCCUUGAUGCCCUGAAGCAUCAUGCAGGCAAGCUGUGGCUGGUGAAGUCCUUCCCCCAGCUGUGCUGGGGAGUUUCUGUGGCAUGAUCCGUACUAAGGAUGGUGCUUAAACUGCAGCUGUAAACACUCUCUGGUCUUGAAUCCAAAAUUAUUCACCAGCAAAUGUUGGCUCACAAUCUACGGCUUCAGCAAGCAGUGGCCAAACCGGGAGCACAGUGGAGGCACCGUCUCGGACGAGGCACUACGGGACCCUCGAUGCACCAAUUCACGUGAAUAAGGCCUAGUUGCGUGAGGCGAGACUAACGGUUGAUCCAAGAUAACUCCCCUUGAGCUCACUUGGUCAAGGUUUUGAUGAUGUACUAUGCUAAUUGCUUUUUGUACUGGUAAAACACGAACAAACUACUGCAA